Molecule: messenger RNA, 967 nt
Organism: Culicoides brevitarsis
Lineage: Eukaryota; Metazoa; Arthropoda; Insecta; Diptera; Ceratopogonidae
Product: phenoloxidase-activating factor 3-like
Exons: 2
Coding region: 1-882 (293 amino acids)
Biological process (GO): proteolysis
Molecular function (GO): serine-type endopeptidase activity
Source: RefSeq, a predicted model, not a curated record
AUGAAAUUAAGUUUAAUUCUUACUUUGUUUUUUGCUUCUGUGGCAAAUUCUUAUCUGCUUCCAACGCCGGGAAGCGGUGAUUGCGGCAUUUCUUCUUCUACUGAUGAUUUUGUUGGUCGAAAAGAAACUAACCUUGACGAAUUUCCAUGGUUGGCACUGUUGGGAUAUAAAAAUAAAAAUGAUGACUCUCUAAAAUUUCUUUGCAUUGGAGCUCUUAUCAACUCUCGUUAUGUUCUGACAACAGCUGCUUGUGUUUUACUUCGUAAUUCAAAUUUGUCAGUUGUUCGGCUUGGAGAAUGGGAUCUUGAUGCAACAAACGAUUGUGACUCCACGGGUUGCACUGAUGCCAUUCAAGAAAUCCCCGUGGAAGAAGUAAUUAAACAUUCAGAAUACAAACUUAGUCGUAAAGCACCAAAGCAUAAUAAUAUUGCUCUUUUGCGAUUAGAGACACCUGUGAAGCUAAAUAAAUUCGUGAAACCUCUUUGUUUGCCGAUGAAAAAUCAAACUGACGAAGCAUCGAAUUUCAUCUUUGCCGGAUGGAGCCUACCCGGGUUUUUUCAAGAUCGUCUUAGUAAAAAGUCAAAAAUUAAACUUAAAAUCGUCGAUCAAGAAACAUGCAAGCAGAGCAAUGAAAAAUUUUCACUAGAAAUUAUGGAAAGUCAAUUUUGUGCUGUGGGAGAGACAUCUGGUAUAGAUACUUGCGGUGGAGAUGGCGGCGGGCCAUUAGUGGCAUUGCGUGAUGAUGGAAAGGGCGGAAAAUAUUACUAUGCGGCUGGAUUAGUGAGUUACGGAACAAAAAUUUGCGGUGAUCCUAAAACUCUCGGCGUUUAUACACGAGUUUCGAGUUUUCUUGAUUGGAUUGAGGAGAAUGUCAAAGAAUAAAAUCAUGUCAUCCACAAAAAUUCUUCAAAUAUUAACUCAAAUUUAAGUUUUUUUUCUAAAAAUUAAUAAAUUCGUCAAGAAAAUA